UGUCUGGUCUUAAAAUCUGCUGAGCUUUAUUUUGCAAAAGUCUGUCUGUACUUUAGAGCACUUCAAUGAAACAAUGAACAGGUUGAUUUUCUUGUUUUUGAUUUUUCCCUUUGUUCAUGCUCAAGUGACCGAACUGAGCAAUCUUUUUGGCCAAAUUGAGAGUCCUAACUUUCCUGUGCCAUAUGAUGACAACUUGGAUUUAACUUGGAGGAUUACAGCUCCCACAGGAUACCAAGUCCUGUUGUAUUUCAGUCAUUUUGACAUUGAAGAUUCUUAUGAUGCGGAUCUUGGUGGCUCAUGUGUGUAUGACUAUGUUCAGAUUAAUGAAGAAAAGUACUGUGGCAAAAAUUCUCCAUCUACUUCCACCAACUAUAUUCGAUCAACUGAUAAUUUAAUGACAGUAAAGUUCGUGUCCGAUUAUUCAAAUGAGGAACCUCGUCCUUUGGGUUUCCGAGCUCAUUAUGUUGUAGAUGAUAUCGAUGAAUGCGCGGAAAUGGAAUACGCUGCAAGAUACACCACAGAAGAUUGGGAUGAAGUUAUUUAUUGCAACCAUCAUUGCAUCAAUGUACCUGGUUCAUAUUACUGCACAUGUAGACCUGGAUUCAUUCUCCAUGCAAACCAACACACAUGCACAGCUGCCUGUCAAGACCAAGUGCUCACAGAAAGUUCUGGCAUUGUAACGUCCCCAGAUUAUCCAAAUCCUUAUUCCAAAUUAACGGACUGUGACUGGCUUAUUGAGGUUCAAGACGGAUUGAGUCUAAAUGUUUCGUUUGACAGAAAUUUCAACAUUGAAGAUCAUUUUAAUUAUUCCUACUGCCCAUAUGAUAAUUUAAAGUUGUCCUAUGGAAGCCACCAAAGUACACACUGCGGAAAUGAUGUUCCAUUUAAUGGAAGAUGGACUGCUUUAAAUACAAGAAUACUACGAAUGAAUUUUCACACUGAUUACGCAAUUGAAAAAAGUGGAUUCAAGAUGACAUAUGAUUCUAUAAGAAUAAGAUGUUUGAAUCGUCCCAUAUUGGAGCAUGGUGUGGUUAAUUUCCCAAAUUCGAACCCGUUCAGUGAAUUUGAAGAUGAAGUCAGUUUUCAGUGUAAUACAGGAUAUGAACUUAACGGUGAAAAUGUGAUCACUUGUCAGAGUGAUGGAUCAUGGAGUUCUCAACCACCAACUUGCACAAGUCAGUUGAAUGCCUCAGUCAAAAGUGUUUCUCAUAUCAUGUGGGAGGCCUACGAAGCUGGAAGCUGUCCCAAACUCGCGAAUAAUGGAAUGGGAGAGGCACUUCAGUACACAUUUGGUGAAAUUGCUACGUUAGAAUGUAAUGAAUGGUAUGAGCUGGUGUCUGGUUCAACGAUAUGGACUUGUAAUGAGGCAAAACAGUGGGUUGUUUUACUCACAGGAUUUGAAGAUAAUGUAUUACCUCAGUGUAAACCAAUAUGUGGCAGAAAGAACGGAGAUUCGUUCAUAAGCGCCCAUGUAAGUAAUGGAGUGGUAUCCGAACAAUAUGAAUGGCCUUGGAUGACGUUUAUAAAUUUUGGUUACCGGCCGAAUGUUGUGGGUGUGCAGUCAUGCGGUGGAGCACUGAUCGGUGAAAAACAUGUGCUCACAGCCGCACAUUGUGUAACUGACCGUGCUUUCCAACCUGAUGGAAAACGUUACCCGAACAACACGCAUGUGUGGUUAGGCGUCCAUGAUAGAGAACAAGAUUAUUUGAAUUCAAGUACAUCAGCAAGGAGCUUCCAGGUUGAAAGAGUUAUCAGACAUCCAAAUUACAACAAACGUACACUGGAUUCUGACGUGGCAUUGCUACAGCUCACAGAGCCUGUUGCUAUGAACAAUGUUCGACGACCAAUCUGUUUACCGGACACAGAUGCAGAUUUUCAAAGAUUACAAGUUUCUGCCCGUGGGGAGUUUGCUGGUUGGGGAAAGUCCCACUUCCUCAAAAUGCCGUCUUACUUGUUGAGGGAGGGAAGCUCACAUGUUGUAUCAGCCGCAACUUGCAUGCAAGCUUUCAGAGAACAAAGCAAAAAAAAGAAAAUCACUCUAUCAGAUUCGAUUUCUAUCACUCAAAACAUGUUCUGUGCUGGCUCUCGGUUUGGUACGGACAGUUCAACUUGUAAUGGUGAUUCGGGCGGACCGUUCAUGUUAAAAGACGAAGCAACUAAACUUUAUUAUGUCAACGGUCUUGUGUCGUUUGGCCUUUCGUCCAGUUUAUGUGGCAAACUUGAAUCUUAUUCAGUGUUUGCAAAACUUACGCCAGAUAUUGUGGAUUGGAUAAAGCAAGAAAUAUCUGAUUAAGCCCCGUUUUAAACGACCCAUUAUUGUAAAUAUGUAGCUUGUACACGUAAUUACUUUUUAUCCAGUUUCAUUGAUUAAUUGUUUUGUUACAAAAUAAUAAAUCAAUUU
This is a messenger RNA of Ciona intestinalis (vase tunicate), 2401 nucleotides long. The record is from RefSeq and is a predicted model, not a curated record. NCBI's taxonomy places the organism in Eukaryota, Metazoa, Chordata, Ascidiacea, Phlebobranchia, Cionidae.